UCUGCCUCUGUUGACGGUUCUCCAGUUCUCCGCUUCUCCCUCGUCUCUCACCGCCCAGCGACACUCCGGUCAGGUGGUCACGCUCUCCGCCCUCGCUCCUCAGUCCUCACUUCAUCGACUCAGUCGUCUCAGCGGCGACCGUACGGCACUCAGCGGCUCUGCGGACCUCACCUCAGCCUCGCUCCUCAGCCAGUCCAUCCUCUGCGGCUCUGCUCCACUAAGUCACUGUAAAUCCAAGGCUCAAGCCCACAAGGUCAGCAAUCAUGGUGGGGUUCAAGAACAGAUACAUGGUGUUGGAAGUGUUUUUGGAUCCAAAUAAAGAUCUUACUGGAAAUGACCCCAUUAUAAUCACCCAAUUCAAUUUGUCAAAAUCUAUCAAGGAUAGCAUUCUAGCAAACUUUGGAGAGUGUGGUCUAGCCUCAUCACUCAAUUCAUUUCAAGUGAAGUAUGUAAAUCCUAUUACAAAAGUGUGCAUCAUUAGAGCAUCCAGGCAACAGUACCAAAAAGUUUGGGCUGCAAUUACCAUGAUUACAAGUAUAGGGAACUGCCCUGUGGUAUUCAACUUACUUAAACUGAGUGGAUGUAUCAAGGCAUGCAAAGAUGCUGCUUUGAAGUGUGAAGAGUCAAAGUUUGAGAAUUGCAAGUUACUGGCUGGAAUCCAGCUUAAUGAUGAUGUCAAGCAGCACAUGCAGAAUUGCCUCGAGAAGAUCAAAGUUUUGGAGCAUUGAGUUUAAACAAGUGAUUUUUGAGGUAUAUCAUUCUUUUUAAAAUGUGUUGGGAAGUUAUAUAAGAAAUUAUUUUCAUUUUCUUUGUGUUUGCAAUGGCCCAUUCAUUUUGAGUGUUGGUUUUCUUGGUUGAUUUAUUGCCAGAACAAAAAUGUCCACUUUCAUUCUUUAGUCACUGAUAAUUGCCGCAUGCUACUACUCUUCCAAGAAGAGAGAAAAAAGGAAACAGGAAAAGAGUUGAUCAAAACUGCUUAUUUUUAUUUACUACA
Molecule: messenger RNA, 994 nt
Organism: Ipomoea nil (Japanese morning glory)
Lineage: Eukaryota; Viridiplantae; Streptophyta; Magnoliopsida; Solanales; Convolvulaceae
Product: probable ribonuclease P/MRP protein subunit POP5
Exons: 4
Coding region: 264-728 (154 amino acids)
Biological process (GO): tRNA 5'-leader removal
Cellular component (GO): ribonuclease P complex
Source: RefSeq, a predicted model, not a curated record